This is a messenger RNA of Anarrhichthys ocellatus (wolf-eel), 2096 nucleotides long. RefSeq names its product sperm associated antigen 8 (gene spag8). Gene Ontology annotation, biological process: positive regulation of transcription by RNA polymerase II. Gene Ontology annotation, molecular function: microtubule binding. The coding region runs from base 185 to 742 and encodes 185 amino acids. Lineage: Eukaryota; Metazoa; Chordata; Actinopteri; Perciformes; Anarhichadidae. The transcript has 6 exons. The record is from RefSeq and is a predicted model, not a curated record. Gene Ontology annotation, cellular component: cytoplasm; nucleus.
CUUACUUCUGAACGGGCUCAGAAAGAUGAACAAAUGUUACGGUUUUGUACAAGUAAAAAAAUAAAUGAUUUAUUCGCUAAGCCACACUGGUGACCGUUUGGCCUCUGUGGCGCACCAGGUACCUUUCAGCGCUAGAUGAGGAUUUUGGAGGAUCAGAGGUUCCAGUCUCUGCUCAUGUAUCUGGAUGACACUGUGGUGUUUACCAGUGAUCUACCAUCGAGCGGACCUUGACAACCUCGAUUUGAGGGCCGCUGCUGCUCUCGCCGCUCAGAAGACGAGGUCACAAAUUCAGAAACACGGGCGCAGAGGGAUCCUCAUGAUGGACCAGGAGUCUAAGAUGGAGACUGUCACCACGAUGAAAGCGGCUUUUGUCCCUCCUAAAAGUCUAGGAGUGAGACUGCGGGGCGCGAGAGGCGAGCUUUUGGAAAAACACAUCACUGAGAUGAUAAGAGAGAAGGUUCACGCUGAACUGAACCCAACUGACCCGAGUCUCGAAACAGACUACUGCUCCACAACCCAGAAAGACUUCUGUGUCGAGGGAUUUGUGCCUCAUAUCCCCGAAACAACACAAGUUCAUGACUAUAAAACUGAUCAGGCUGUCUCAUUUUGGAGUGAAAAUUGCCAUCGGAUACAGGGUGCGACUGCCGUGCAGAACCUGAAAGCACCUUUCAGGAAGUCGACCCUGUUCAGCACACCGAUCGGCGAGCGGCUGGACGAAAUCGAGCUCCCACCUGAUAACUGAGACAAUAUGUGAGAGUAUCAUCACAUCACUUCAUUACCAGUUGAUAUUAAAGUGGGAAUCCACUUCAAAGGUGAUUAUUAUUCUGAAGUGCGGGGACACCUCUGCUGGUAAUUAGCUGUCAUCGUCACAUCUGAAAACCAUGAAGUCAAUGGAAGGGCAGCCUUUCAGCCCUAAAUAUCUACAUAUCUACAUGAAGGUGUUUAUUAAAAAUGGGAAGACUAUUUAGUUUAAGUAAUUCUGCCAGAAAAUAAAUUAAAUCCACAGCAUACACACAGCUGAUGUCAUGUUGACUGACAGGUUUCUGUUGUGCGGAUUUGCUGAGAAACAUUUGCCUCCGUGUCUGGCUUCUUAAAAAUAGAUAAUUUACUGUGCGUGGCAGCUCUGUUUGUAGCUCAGGUCAGUACUGACCCAAAGCGUGGACCGUCCCUCAGGGCAGACCGCAGCAAGUACAACACGACUGAAAGAAUGAAGAGACGUAGCUGCAUUGCUGCUCAUUCCAUUUUCACAUCUUGUUGUCAUCAGUUAUAAAAAAAGAAAGAAAGAAAAGAAGCCAGGUACUAACUAACAGCGUUGCAAGAAUACACAAAACUCUUGAGAGACAGUCAAAAUAACACUGCUAUUUUAUAAUCCGUUAAACGUUCAAUCUAAAGUGAAAGAAACAAGGAAACGACUCGUAGUUAUUUUGAAUGUUUUAAACAAAAUUUCUGGCCAUAUCUUACACACUGCACCUUUAACAUUAACAUAAACAUUAAACACGAUGGAGCCCAUCUUCAGCCUUGCACAGAAUAAAGCAGGUUUAGCAAAUGGAAGAUGGAUUGUGCUAAACACAUUCAUCUUUUCCUAUCAAAAAGGGUCAUUUGCCGGUCAAAAGAUAUUUUUUAGUUACGUUUAUAACCUUCCUACCUUUACACACCAUUUGAGUGACUGUAUUUAAAUAUGAAGCAGGUCCUAACAAGUCUCCGUUUGUGCCUCUCAUGCAGUACCAGACCAUCCUGAACACAGAGCUAAGCAUUCGAUGUUUCGGAAAAAGAAAUACCCGGUGAUCUUUGAAACAUUCAGAAGGCUUAACAACACUUACCACUGUUCUGAGAGUAUUUCCAGAAUCCUUGAGACCUCUCUAACUAUAAAUAAAUGACAUGCGGUGUGUUCCUGAUCAGUUUGUACAAUGCCAGCCCAAAUAAAAAAGGUUAUAUUAUACACUAUAUUUGUCAAUAAUAAUGUUACUUUUUAUUGUCUUAUAUUUUCAUGCACAAUAACACGUUUAUAUUUUUCUUGUGUUGUGCAAAUUGUGCAAGGAAAUGUUUCACUUCUGUCUACUGUCUUCGUUUGGAUUAGGAAAUAGAGUUGCAACUUG